Molecule: messenger RNA, 3510 nt
Organism: Symbiodinium sp. CCMP2592
Lineage: Eukaryota; Dinophyceae; Suessiales; Symbiodiniaceae
Source: the annotation of a GenBank genome assembly
AUGCGAAGAUGUGCAUGGCUCUGUCUGCUCUGCGGCCCCUUCAGUUUGGCCCUCCGUGUGCCUUCCUAUGAGGAGGACUUCCCCGCCGACUGCCCCGAGUCGGGUUUCCUUUACCUGAGCGGUAGGUACAAGGUGGCUCGGCAGAUCAACGUGACUCGAGUUUGUCAUCUGGUUGCCUCUCCCGGAACGGAGAUCCGGCUGCAUGAACAGAUAUUCUUCCAGACAGAUGCCACGUUCAGUGGCUCCUGGACUUUUAUCGGAGUGGAUCACGUCGGAAGACAGGCCCGCUGCUUGGACGUGGAAGGGGAGGCGCGGUUCCUCAACGCCACAGCGCACUUUACAAACUGCGGAGGUCACUUAACGGAGGACGGAGGCGGCCUCUAUGCGGAGAAAUCUCUCCUGCUUCAAGAGAGUCAACUUGAGUUCCGGCAGUGUGAGGCGAAAUUCGGCGGGAGCAUCUUCGUUCAAAGGGGUCUGUACCUGAGCAAGUCGCACCUGAGCGUUUUCGACAGCAAAGCCGAGGAGUUUGGAGGAGGAAUCCACGUUGCGCGCUUCGAUGUUGACGACGGGAGUGCCGCAGCGUUCCGGAACUGUGUGGCCUCCAGGGGAGGCGGCGGUGGUAUGCUGGUUCACAAUGGCACGUUGAUCUCAGACGGCCACAUCUCCUUGUCGCACUGCUCGUCGACGGAAGGAGGAGGUAUAGCGCUCCUGGGUUCUCGAUCUCACUUUGUGCAACGCCAAGGUUCGAUUGAGGUGCUGCAGAGCAGGUCCCGGUCGGCACAGGGAGGAUGCAUCCACGUUGACAGCAAGUUUGAACAGCACGUGGACGGCGUUGUGAUCCUGGAUGGCUGUGCCUCUGCCAUGGGUGCAGGAGGAGCCCUCUCGGCGGGUGAGUUGGAGCAGCAGGGCACAAUUCAGAUCUCGAACGCCACAGCCAUGGAUGGAGGUGCCAUCUUUGUCGAGACGACGGCUCGGAUCUCCGGCCGUAUCAUGACCAGGAACACUACGGCCGAAGCCUUUGGGGGAAGCAUCAGGGCGGAAAUGAUGCUCGUGCUCUCCGGCGAGCUGCGAAUCCGUGACAGCCGUGCCCAUUUUUCAGGUGGUGGGGUGCACCUGACGAGCAUGAAAGUCGCAGGUGGAGUCGUUGAUAUCCAGAAUUCUUCGGCCCUGGAACACGGCGGUGCGAUCCACACGAACCUACUCUUCUCACAGUCAGGAGGGCGCGUGCUCGUCCAAGAUGCCGAAGCCCGCUGGGGUGGAGCCAUCCGCAGCUUCUGGUUCGGGCAGAAAGCCGGGAGCAUCACGAUCCGGCGAUGCCACAAUGAUGUCCCUGACAUGGCAGCUGGAAUGGGAGGCGGCCUAAACCUACUAGGUGGCAUGUUUCAGGGAGAAGGAGGUGCGAUGUUCUUCGAGGAUGUUUGGACCAGCAGAAAUGGAGGCGCCAUCGCCUCGAUCUUCAUCGUCUCCCGCGGCAACAUGACCUUUAAAGACGUUUAUGCUCGGGAGGAAGGGGGCGCUGUCUUCCUGCACAAGUAUCGCACACACGUGGGACCACGGCAGAAGCGUUUCAAAGAAACGAUGGACAAGCUGACAGAGGAUGUCAUCGAAUACACGCUGGGUGGCAGACACGCCAGAGACUACAGGGUGUACCGCAGCGACUAUGUCGCCCUCAGGGAGUCUAGGCACGUUUUCCACAACUGCAAGGCGAGCAUAGGUGGCGCGAUCCAAGCGGCAGGUGCCGUGAGGUUCAAAGGCCAUGUUGAAUUCCGCGAUGUCAUGGCGACGACUGUGCGGGGAGGAGCUGCAGUCAGCUGCAUUUUCAUGGGUGUGGUCAGGCCUGUGACGAUCAUCAAUGCCUAUGCGCCAGACGGAGGGGUGUUCUGUAUGCAACGGGCUUUCAGCGCUUCGAUGAUGACAUUCAUCAACACGACGGCGCCGCAGAUCCAAUGUGCGACACGACUCAGCAUCAUCGAUGUCUCAGUGACAGGCACAACGGCUUCAUUGAUGGCGCCGAAAAGGAAGAUCGAGAGAUUGACCUGUGACAACGGCUUGGAAGGAUACCUGGAUAACAUGGAAACGGGCUGCCACAGAUGCAGGCCGGGCUUCUUCCAAUUGCAGGGCGGUCCUGAGAUCAGGAACGACAACCAGAUCACCGGCCACAACUGCAUCCAGGCACCCCAAGGCUCCGAGCAGAUCGAUCAAAUUCUUCAAAUCCGGCCAGGUUUCAUGGUGGCAAGAAACAACUUGUCCACCAGCCUACGCUGUCCCAACGUGAUGGCCUGCCCUGGCGGAAAGCUGAUGGCAGACCAGGGAGUUAGGGACAUGUGCGAGCACGGCUACGAAGGUCGCGGCUGUGUUAACUGCCAGAAGAGCACCCAUGGCCGCGUUACAAACAACCCUUUCGCUUGCGCUGCCUGUGCCGAGAGGCCCUUUCGCAAGGUCUUUCAGUGGACUUGGUUCAUCCUCCAGAACUCGGGAAUCUUUGCGAUAUCUGCAUCAGGUGUGCUGAUGGUCGAGCAGGAGAGCUACAAGAGCACCAUCCUCACCAAUCAGCUCAUGUCCUAUGUCACUGUCUCCCUGCCGGUGCUCACUGCCGUCAUGUACUCCCAGACAUUCCGGAACACGGCAGAAAUCGUUCAGGACGUCUUGCACACCCUUCAGAUUCCCGUGGAGAUCGCGGAUUCGGGGGGAGGUGAAGGACUCUCGGUUCAAUGCUUGCUGGGCUACAUCGGCCUGGAGAAAACACUCUACGGAACGGAUGUGGUCUUCGCUGCCACGGCCCUGUGUCUCAUGGCAAUUCUCGGAUGGCUCUCUGACUUUUGGUCGGCGGUGGUGGUUGGCUUCAACUGCUUCUUGCCGAGGAUCUGUUUCUGCCUCGGGAGGCAUUUGGUGUGCUACCGCAUGCUGCCGCAGGCCCAGGGAGGUCAUUUGGUCUGCGGCUUUGACGAGGAUGCCCGCAUCCCCAAGCCGAUUUCAAGUGUGAUGAUAGCUGCGUGCUUCGUGGUCGGCGCUGGCAUGUGGGCCGUGCUUCUCAGAUAUCGAGGCGAAAGCUCCAGCCCAGGUGUGAUGUACCUUACCAACGCAUACACGAAGGAGUGCCGGAUGUGGGAAAUCACCGUCCUCCUGCGGAAAAUGGCACUCAUGGCCGUGAAUGCCAUGCUUCCCGUGACGCUACACGCUUCGAUGCAAAUGGAGUGCAUCAGCGUGAUCCUGCUGACCUCACUGGUGAUGAACCACCGAUGCGCACCCUAUGUCUCGAAGGCCUGGAACAACAGCGAAAGCAUCCUGCUAGUGUUGGCGCUUGCGACGGUCUCGCUGACUUCCUGCUACAAAGCCAACGAAUUGGACUGGUCCCGCAGUGCCACCAACCAGCAGGUCAUGAUGAUCAUCAUCAUCUUGAUGGCGACAGGACCUGCAGUCAUCCUCGGGAUUCAGAUCACCAUUGCUCUCUAUCGGGAGUUGACGGAGGUGCCAGCGCCAGCGGAGUCCAAGGAGCCGAAAGCGGACUGA